Molecule: messenger RNA, 1845 nt
Organism: Aspergillus pseudonomiae
Lineage: Eukaryota; Fungi; Ascomycota; Eurotiomycetes; Eurotiales; Aspergillaceae
Product: alpha/beta fold hydrolase
Exons: 3
Coding region: 297-1736 (479 amino acids)
Molecular function (GO): hydrolase activity
Source: RefSeq, a predicted model, not a curated record
GCGCCCCAGUGAUGCCAACCCGUUUAAACCUCCCACCCGCAGCCACUAAAGCUAAUAUAUAGAGAAGAGCUCCUGGGUGGCGGAAAACUGCUCCUCCUUUCUUGAAAUUAUCCUGAGCUUCAAAAUGCACUCGUGAUCUCCAUUUCCAACGUGUACAAUACCCCACAGUAUUUGUUUUCUAAAAGUAGAGCUGAAGUUUGCUGUCGAUUACCUCCUCCCCCCCGGCGCCGUCUGUCGCUUGGACCCUGAACAUCUGAUUCCUGCCAUCGUGUAACGGGGGGCCCGCACGCCUAGUGAUGCACAACAUGGCUACUGCAUUGUCGGGUAUAUUGAAACAUGCGGUCGUGUUUACUUAUGGGCUCUUCACUUUGAUUCUUUACGGACUCACAGCUUUAUGGAAGGGGUACUUUUUUAGGGGGUCGACCGAGAAAGAGAACCUGGAGCUGCAGCUGGCUCGCGAUCGCUUCUGGAAUCUUUCGAAAACUUGGUCAGGCUUUUCUCACUAUUGUAUCACCUUGCGAAAUGGCUUCAGGUUCCAUUAUGUUUCUAAUGACCUCCCCGGCAACCCCGCAGCUGAUAAACCAUUGAUUAUACUUAUCCAUGGAUUUCCUGAUAGCUGGGCGGUAUGGCGCCACCUGCUUAAAUCGAAGGCUCUGCAGGAGGCGGCCACUUUGGUCGCAGUGGACUUACCUGGAUACGGUGGUACUGAUAGCUUAGAGGAAUACUCGUCGACGAACGUGCUGGAAAGCUUGGCAGGUUUUAUCAUCGCUAUCAGGGCAAAGUACAGGAUCGAUACUGAUGCCGGUGCGCGCCAAAGAAGGACCGUGAUUGUGGGCCAUGAUUGGGGCUGCGUCCUUUCCAUGCGCCUUGCCGCCGAAGCUCCUCAGUUGGCAGAUCGAUUUAUCUUAAGUAAUGGGCCAUUGGUCAGCAUGGUUGCCUCCAAUAUUCGCCGAUCGCUAUCUUCGUCGCUGAAAAUGUUCAAAACGGCCCUGCGUUCUCCAAUUAAUUCUCGCUCGACGCUUUGCAAAGCAGUCAAGUCGCUGAAGCCAGUUGCCCGCCAGCUACUGCUUUCAGGGUAUAUAUUUGCGAUGCAACUUCCCAUGCCCUUCGUUGUGUAUUUGGGUACAGGUGGCAACUAUUCUUUCUUGAAAUUGGCCCACAAGGGAUCUUAUGGAAACUCGCCAUUCAGUCUCGAAGAUGCUGCUGAGUGUAUGGCAAGCUCAUUGGGCCCGUCCGUGGAGGAAUGCAGAACACAGACGCCUGAUGGUGAGGGAUACCCUGCUUCCGUUGUAAAGGAGCGCGCCCUUGGCAAUUUCCAGCACAUGGCCCGUUACUAUCGGGAAAAGGCGGCUACUUCGCGCUGGCAGAAAUCUAUCGAAACGAUUGCCGAUCUGCACAGCAUCUCGGGGGGAAAUGAGCUUCAUCGAGCUAGUAGCGGGGCUGGACUAUUUGACGAUGGGCCGACCGGUGUACUGAAAGCCCAUUCGACCAUUAUCUGGGGCAAAGCUGAUAUCGCUUUGGAUCCACAAAUGUGCUUAAAUGGGUUUUCGGAUUAUCUGGUCCGUAACAGUCAGGUGGUUGAGCUGCCCCGGUCUGGGCAUUUCACCCCACUGGAACGUGAGAGCUGUGCUGCAUUGAUCCGAGCUGUGGAAUGGGCCGCUGGAGGUGAGCAGGAGGAAAUCGGAGCUGCGAUUCAGAGAGAUUACCCGGAUGCGGUCGUAACGGUCCGAAAGUGAAAACAAAACGCCUCCCUUGACUGGGAACGGGAAUAGUACUAACCUAAGUGGUCGCGAUGUCGGGGCUUUGAUGUUUGCUCUUUGUGUGCGUUUCCUUAUGCUUCUUUGU